This is a messenger RNA of Vavraia culicis subsp. floridensis, 1242 nucleotides long. RefSeq lists its product as uncharacterized. Bases 88 to 1137 code for a protein of 349 amino acids. The record is from RefSeq and is a predicted model, not a curated record. The transcript has a single exon. Lineage: Eukaryota; Fungi; Microsporidia; Pleistophoridae.
GUACGCGAUACUCCACCCAAUUAUUGGACAAUACGUGAAACGCAUCUCAGAUCAAACCACAUUUAAGACUGAUAAAGUGCGUGCUCUAUGUUUGUUGGUGUAUUUAUCAUUUCUCUUUUGGCCAACCUGUCCAGCACUCUCUCCGACAGAACUGGCAGACGAUCCGUGAGCAGCAACAAAACAAAAGCGCACACCUCGCAGAAACAGUACGGCAAACAGGUCAGUUAUCUCAAAUAUGUCAACAAGAACAGAAGAGUAAAGUUGUCGUUGGUGACCAACAGGCGAGAGAUGCUCCGCUAUGUCAUAGGCCAAGGAUUUCGUGUAACUGCAACGGACAACAGCCCAGACAAUACGGACACCGAAUCAUCUAUCGUUGUAAUUAACCCGCUGGAUCACGGUAGAGACGAAAUAAUAGUGAACAGGGUUUGGAUGUGCCUCAAGGCAACAGGCGAUGAACGAAUCAGUAACUGUGACGAUGACCGAAGGAAUGUAAAUGUGGAUAGGGGCUGGACCAUGGAAAUGUUGGGCGAGAGAAGCGCUAUUCUCACGAAUGAUGAUGAGGACGGACAAAGGUUAUGCCUGACAAAGAUAAGUGGCGGCAAAAUAGGCAUGAAGGAGUGCAGAAGUCCGCAUUAUGAUGACCAAAAAUUUGAGAUAUCGCAUUACACAGCAGGUGCUGAUGCGAAAAAUGAUGACGAUGACGAUGAUGGAUAUAAGGUGGCUGAAGAAGGGCGGAACGGAAAGUCAGCGGACAGAGACAGCCAAAAUGGCGGUGCUGAAGAAAAGGGAAUGGAACAGCAUGGACCGCCGUCUGAUAAUGCAUACGAACACGGUCCAAAAAAGGCAUCGUUCCGCAGUCAUGUGUCCGACCUUGAUCAGCCAAACGAUUACAGGUCUUCAGAAAUCGAUCCUGAUGAACCAAAGAAUUUAAAUCCGAAGGCCCGCCACGUCUACAGCCUGUUGAAAGAUGUAAAGAAAAAGACGGAUGAAAAAAUGAAGGAGAUUUUGAAAAACCCGAAUGCUGUGGAUGCCGAUAAGAUCAUAAGCGAUCUCCUAGCUCUAAACGAUACCGGAAUGGCACCUGGUUGCAGGUAUGAACGGGUCAUGAGGUGUGGCACAGAUCGCUCUAACGAUUGAUAAAACUCUCUUACUCGUUAAUACCAAACCAAAUUUCGUUAAAUCUGUAUUCUUACAUUACCAUAUGAUCCAUUAUUUUGCUAUUUACUAAAAAAAUCUUUCCGU